Messenger RNA from Gregarina niphandrodes, 8757 nucleotides. RefSeq names its product putative MORN repeat protein. The record is from RefSeq and is a predicted model, not a curated record. Gene Ontology annotation, cellular component: cytosol. The coding region runs from base 1 to 8757 and encodes 2918 amino acids. Lineage: Eukaryota; Apicomplexa; Conoidasida; Eugregarinorida; Gregarinidae. The transcript has a single exon.
AUGAGUACGUACAAGGUUCAGGCCUACGAGAAUGAGCCGCUGGAAAUCACUUUGCAGUCUUUGCCCAAGUCGAUGAUGGACUUGGGCCACUUGGAGCCGGAGCGCGGGUUCUUGAACGAGACGGGGCAAGUGGUGUUCCGUCCCCGGGGCGCGCAUGACUCAAAGACAUUGUAUUUGACGGACUACGCUCACGAGGAGGAGCGCAACGUCACUAUUUUGGUGGACACGGUUCCGUCGCACAAUGCGCAGCUCUAUGACAUGCGACCGAGCACGGGUUAUCUGGAGCCGGCGUUCUCGAAAUCUCAUUACUCCUACUUUUUGCGUGUGCCGGAAGGCACGACUUCGUCCAAGUUCCGGCUUACGGCGGUGGACGAUGUGAACACGCGUUGUUCUUACAACCGACGCGACGAUGCACGCGGCACGGUCGUGGGAAAGGGUGUGACAAGCGACGUCAGUCUGGGUUCAGUGAACGACCCAUCAGUGGUGGUGAUCGAAUGUGUGCACCCGAACAAGCCGGACUCGCCAGUGCGCUAUAUGUUGCAGACGGUGCAGCAGCGCGGAGGUUCGACUCAGUUGCGUUCGCUGGACGUGAACGGUGCCGACCUGCAGCAGACUUUUGACCCACUCUCGCGCGGUGUCUACACAGCCGAUCUGAGCACGAGCAAGCCGCCGGCAGGUGUGAAGACAACAGACCCACGCUGGGUGUCGUUCAAGGCGGUCCCAGAGAACAAGAAGGCGAAGGUGAGCGUGGAGGGCUUCCCGGUGGACGAAAACUGGAAUUCGCCGUACUUCCGAAUUCCGAUCGGCGAGACGCGGCUGUUUCAUGUGGGCAUCCAGACGCCGAAAAACCCCGUGACGGAGACGUACACAGUCGCGGUGUCGCGUCCGAGCGAUUUGGGUUGGGGGCCGAAGCUGCUGCAACUGGUUACGGGUGCGACGACCAUGAUGUCUUCGACGCGUGCGUAUCACUUCUUGCACAAUUUCCACGUGCUGCAGUGGAUUAGCGCGGUCUCGCCAGUGCCUGGCGUCGCUGAGACCUGGCAGCCGACGAGCAGCGUGACGGACAAGUUCAACUGGCUCUUUGGCGCGCCCAAACUCGUUUCCUUCGCUACGCCAGAAGGUGGCGCAUACGACACCAAUCGCGAAGCCUAUUUAGUCGACGGCAUGCCCGUGGUCAGCCAGGAGACGCCCUACGGCCACCUGGUCAACCGUUGGGCACUGGACGCACUUCCCGCUGCCUUCGCCUUCAACCGUGGCCAGUGGUCACAAACCGUUGCCGACGGACUCGCGCUCCAAAUGGACUUGGAACGGCAGAGUUCCGAUGAUUCUGAGCGACACCGCCGCCGCUCGCUCACGGGGUUGAGUGACGUUGACGCUAUCGACAACGAAUCCUUCUUCGACUGCAGGAACGGUGAUGACUGCGGUACUCCCAUCCAUACUCUGGCUGGACAGUAUGCGGCGAUGCGGAGGCGACUGGCAGCCUUGGACCCGUUACAGAGGAACGAGUUGAUGAGGAAGCUGGAGAAUUCCUACAACGACUCGCGCGCUGUACUAGUGAAUGGACGGCGGCUCGGGACGAUCUUUGUGUCCUUGGCGGUGAUCGGGGUGUUGUACGGAUCGGUGUACGUAGGCUUCAAGCGUAGUCACAGGUUGCAGGAUCUGGCGCAGAUUUAUCCGCGGUGGUUGCAGCCGGUGCGGUUCUGGAUCUUUGUGUUGGAUUUAUGUGGCAUCGCAGUGACUCAGAGCGCGUUUACUUUGAUGUUCUCGCCGUUGCAGAGCACGCCAAUCCAAGUGUUGGGAAUGCAGACGACGCCACGAGCUCUGGGCAUGGCGGGUAUGGCGCUGUUUGCGUUCGUUGUGCUAGGUUUCGUGGCGGUGGUAGCGGUGGAGUUGGGUCAGGUGCGGAAGACGUUGGUGUUUGCGAACGUGUUUAGUCGUUGGCAUGACUUUGCGAUUCCGACGAUAAAGGCAUUCCACUCGCCGUUGAGUUGGGUCCCACUAGUGGGCCGGUUGACGAGUGUGGAGAUCCGAGAUGUCGCGCCGAUUGCGACGUUCCGUACGGACGUGGGUAAGGAGAAGAACCAGGAGGGGAUUGUGAACAUUCAAUUGAAUGAGGAGCCACGCCAAAACGCGGCCUGGCUAGAGGGAAACGCUCGUGAGGCCUUUAGCAAGUUCGGUUACGGCGGUAUGGGGUCGGGUUAUGGUUCCGAUGAGAGGCAGAUGUUGGUGGGAGACAAGCCGGCGAUAAAGUAUUAUAAUCGGACAGAUGAUACGGGAGUGUUCUUGGACAUGAUUGCAUUUCAGGAUGACCAGUACCCGAACAGGAACGCAAAGGCGAUGCACGAGUUCCCGGAAGCAUACGUUUCAAGUUGCAAGCGUGUUGUUUAUAACCACUAUGGGAACCCGGUGGAAUGUCACGCGCAGGUGCAGCUGAAACACCUGCCAGCAAUUGCUGAUAAGUUUGAGGUCUCGCUACUAUCACAGACGGUGGCGCCUAGGGAACAUUUGGAUAUGCCUAGCAAUGAUACGUUCAGUAAUGUGAUUGCAAAGGCCCAGCGCGGGAAUUUGUUUUGGUGGGUCUUCGAGCGAGUGGGAGUGCUAAGUGCGGUUGCUUUCGCUGCAGCUGUUAACGACCCCAGUGGACGGAAGCAGUUGUGGGCUUUUGGGAUUGCGGCGAGUUUACUGUUGCUGGUUGCGAUUCCUUCAGUCUUUGGUACUUCGCUAUCCGACUACUGGUAUCAGAUGCAGUGUGACAUGGCUGCUGCUCGAAAGGCUUGUCGGUACGAGGCUGAAACGCAGAACAAGUUCCGUAUUUGGCCGUACCGUUCGAAGGCUGCGAGGCAGCAUUACCUGCAGAUAAGCGAGCAGAUCGAACGGGACGCUCAAAAAUACGUCGGUUACCGUGUGUGGAACACGGCUAUCAGUGUCUACUAUGACGUCAGCGAGAACCCCAUAUGGCGCAGUCGGGCGGUGGCGUUUGUGCGUAACUUCGCUACCCACCAAGCCAUGACGGAGACAAUGAAGAUUUGUGUGUGUUUCGCACUCAUGCUCGGUUCCGCAUCUUUGGGUAUUUUCCAGGACAAGACCUCGACUAGUUGGGCUGUGCUGUUCUGUUGCAUAGCGUUGCUCAUGGUGAAUUGGGAGAGCAUUCGGAUGUUCUUGGGAGAAUGCGGUGUCUUCGCGAAGGAGCUUUACUACCGCUCCCGCUCGACCUGGUUGUUCGUCAAAGAUCUUCUAAGUCAACCGGGGGAGUUGAGCAACCGUCUGAGCUUCUACGUGAACAAGUGUUUCGAAGCGCUACAUGCCAACUCAUCUGGUGUCAGCUUUAUAUUUGACGGGUUUCAGUCAGAGUGUGUGCAUGACAUGGCCGUUAAGGAUAUUGUGCUGGUUAACAAUCAGAUUGGGACAGUGAUGCCGGGUGUGGUGGAGAAGACGCAGUCGAAUGGGCGUGCGAUUGAGGAUGAGAACAACCCAUUAACAACGGCUUGUUACGGGUUGCAGAAAACGUUGCAUAUGGCAAACGGCGUAGGUGUGUAUCGGCCUGAGAUGUAUAGGGCGUUGCCGUUUGAGAUGCCUUUGAGUGACAUGUUGAGUGAGACGGACGAUGAGUUGAAGCGUUCCCGAUUGAUGGCGACGAUGCAAAUCGUAAAUCAUAACUAUAUCCGGUACGUGCCAUUGUUGCAGCAUAAGAAUGAUGAUGAUAGUUUUCUAUCGUUCUAUACUAACCCGUCAUUGGUUCCUGGAGCGGGUGAUUUACGCAAGCAAUACUUGGGUCCGGGUCUAGUGGUUGCGUAUGACCCCUCGUACGCCAUUUUGCGCGUGAAGGGACCGGGGAUCGUGGCGGGUAAGGUUUAUAACGUAAAGGUAACGGAUAAGAAACCGGAGUUCGAGAACGUGGAUCAGUAUACAGAGCCGAGUGAGGGUUUCAGCAGUGAACACCAUGGUCCAGACGCUAGUUCAGUGGCGAUCUGUGCGACUCCAGGAGUGUUAAAUGUUCGAGUGGAGCGGCACAAGUCUCCGAAUUUGAGUAAGCCUGUGCGUGUAUUGAAGGGUGAGAUAGGUUUUGAGAUCGACCCGGUGCUGAGUCAUGUGGUUUGGGAUGAGGCGAACCGUGUAAUGGUGUUGUUUAGUGAGCAGUUUUUGGUAUCUGAAGAUCCUGGGGACCAGUUUACGGUACACUGGUUUGUGCGACCGAAUGCUAAGACUCAGAGGCAGAUGUUUGAGGACAUUAAGGCAGAGCGAAAUGGUGAGUUGGUGGUUUGUCUAAAGGCGGAGGAUCCUGUACCGUAUAUGAACAAGAGUAUGUAUGUUCGUGUAAGGGCCCAGGAUAAAUCUAUUUGUCUGGAUUUGGAUCCGUGCGAUACUAACGCACAUGAAUUCCCGUUGUCAGUUGUAGCGCGGUUGCCACGUGGUCCUGGUAAUGAUGCAGUAAGUCGUGAGGUUAGUGUUAAGAGUGAAUUGGAUACAUGGUUUGGAUCACAGUCACUGUGGGAGCCGGCGGAGGAUCGUGUGCCGUGUACGAUUGUUAUGUGUGUUGAUCCGGUUGCUCAAGACUUUCGAGUGGAACCAGAUUUUUAUCUUGCUAAGAAACGUACUGAGGCCAGGAUAAUCCAGCUCAAGGCGCUCCGUACUCAAGCGCUACAGAAAGACUUGUUGUGGCUGGUCUGGCCACAGGUUGUGAGUCAGUCUGAGUAUGCAGAUUUCUGGCGUAACCGAGGUGUUAAUGUGUUCGAGCACGGAAAGAGGUUGGUAGAUCCUACAUUUGAACGUGCGCAUCCUCAGAUUGCAGCUCAUAAGCAUGCGGUGUAUGAGAGCUAUGAUUAUUUGGUGCGAAUGCUGUUAGAUAAAAUCGAUCGAUUGUGUGCAAAAUUGGAGCAGAAGAGAAAUUUGUGGCGGGAGUGGCAGGCUCUAUAUGAUUACAAGGCGUAUACAACGGAUAGUGACUCGGUAUCGAAGAACGAUGUGACGUUAUAUGACUUGUAUCAUACGUGGCAGGAGUCACGUCUGAAUAAUGAUCCUGAGGAGCCUUUGCAUUUUAAGGGGUUUUGUAAGAUGCGUGAGCAUUAUGGACGUUCAAUUCCUGGUUUUGUUUAUCCGAUGAUUGUGAAUCGUCAAUUCUUAAGUCGUACGGCGAAUUGGGAGGCUCAGUUUGACGAGUGGCAACGGCAGUUGGAGGCUUGGCUAGAGCAGGAGGAGACGGCGAAGAACGCGCCGGCGGCCCGCGGCGGAAGUCAGGAUGAUCUUGCGUUGGCCCGUGAGGACACAUUGAGUAUGCCGGGAUAUACGGCUUAUUACCACCCGAUUAUACGUCAGUUUUUGACCAGUCUCCGGCAGAAUGUAUUUAGAGCGGAGAAGCUCAAGACUGGACGGACGGUGACAGUACUCCACUACGUAACCAACUCGUUGGCAGUACGAGGACCGGACUACUUCUGGAAGCCGGAUCCUUUGGGAGCGAUGUUUGCUUGCGUCAGAGUGUGGAAGUCAUCUGAGGUGCCGACUAGUCCUGCGGACUGUCGUUGGUUAACAUGCAUGGUUAAGUUAACGGGUAAUUCAUUCAAGAUGAUGUUAUGUGACCCAAGUUUUAACCCUCCCAAUAGAAAGUAUGAUUGGAAUCGUGUGUAUGGUUGGCGGAUUCCUUUGGAUUGCUUUGAACGUAUUGAAUUGGGUGUAGACAAUACCGUGGCACCCGACAAUGUAUACACCCGUACCAUGACCGGACAGGUGGUGUUCCGUAAGAAUAUGGAUGGACGGGUGGACGAUUCGUAUGUUGAGAGUAUUGCUACAGGUGAGAUAAGUAAUUCGUGCAUGCCGAUUUAUGGCAAACAGUGUUGGUUGAUUAUGAAUGGGUAUGAUGUGCCCAAAGGCGAAGUACCUGUUGGCUGCGCGCUACGGGAAACACAUGCCGGUGACGGACCAAUGGCCAGUGUCUAUCCUCUCACUGUUCGUCUUUUCCCUCGAGAUCUAGAACGCUGGCAAAGUGUCGUACGUGCUUGCGGAAUGAACCGCAAACGCGCAGACGGACGCGACAAGGUAUACAUAGAUCCUCGCAAGGCAUCCGUACCGCCCGUAGAAAACGACAUCCCUUCCAGCCACCGACGUGAUCCACCACCCUUCCAACCACCCACUCCACUGCCGGAGAACAUAGAAGACGGGAGUCGUAGCGACACGCGAAGCAAUCUCGUUUCCGACUAUACCCAAACAAGCCCGCCGGAACAUACCAUUCAUGGAAACGAUACCCAGUCGCCGGUCCAGAAAACCGUCAACUAUUCCGGUGCUUUCCGUAACCGCUACGACGAUUGGCGCUACGCAGGACACGGACACGUGACGCAACGCGGAGACAUUGUGUACGAGGGAGGCUGGCGAGACGGGCAACGCUACGGCGAGGACUGUCGUUGUCUAUUCCGAGACCCAAGUGGUCGGGAGUGGUUGUAUGAAGGAGGCUUCUUCGCCGAUGAAUUUGCCGGACCGGGCCAGUUGAAGGCUAAUCCGGGGGCUGAGCCACUAGACACAAAACCAUUCACCCUUAAAAGCUUCCGCGGAAACUUCAAUUUACCGAAACAGAAGGCUUUGGGACGUGGUGAGUCGUUGCCACAGCACGAUGCUCCGGCGGUGAAUUUGGGACAUGUGCGAAAGUUGUUUGAAGCUGCGUCACCCCGUGUAUUACUGAUUGACGAUGCCGGUAGCACGGGUAGCACUGUGCUGGUGCUUGAUGAUGCGGAGGGUGUAAGUCUAGGCGGCGACGAAAACGCCUUGGGACAGGUACCAUUGGGCAAGUUAGCACGAGAUUUCAAUCGGCCAAGAGCGAACGUGAAUCAGCAGAGCAGUGAUGAGGUGUCCAGUCAGGAGUCGUUGAAUGAUGGUGCUCAGGGUAGUCGACGUUAUCUACCUUAUCAGUUGGGAUGGACACGGAAGAUCGAUCCGAAUUUGGGGUAUCAGGGACUCGAUGAACGUUUUGGCACUGGUUUGGCGGAGUACACUGAUGGCUGUAGCUUCGACAAGAAGGACUGCGCAGGACUGUUGCAUGGCAAACCGAAUGGCGGUGGCGUGUUUAAGUGCCCGAUAUGCCCCCUGACAUACACUGGGUUCAUGAAGCACGGUGCACCGGACGGUCGAGGUCAGCUUUCCUUCCGCUUUGCAGAGGGCCGACUUGGACCUUGGGCCCGGUCGGUGGUGGUGGAUUACAAGGGUGAAUGGAAGGACGGACGGCGGAAUGGUUGGGGUGUAUGCCGUGCUCUGAACGGCAUGGUGGUGGCGCGAGGCGAGUGGAAAGAUGACCUGCUUCACGGUGAUCAAUGUUCUGUUGAAAUUUCGGGUUCACUGUUGAACCAUCCCGACGUCCGUUUCCGGUCGUACUAUGGUGCUUGCCGUGACGGGCGACCAGAGGGUUAUGGCGAGUUAGUGUUCAAGAAGAUCAAGGCUGUCGACUGGACUGAGGACGUCAAGAAGUAUGUGACCUAUCGGGGCCAGUUCUCGAAGGGUGUACGAGAUGGGUCACUGGGCGUUAUGCUCAAUGAAAAGGGCGAGGAAAUUUAUCGCGGCGCUUGGGACCGUGAUAGCGCAGGCGGGCGAGUGAUCAAGUACCGAAUCCCGGCUGGAGCUGACUACACUGGUGCCGAAGUGUACACGGGCAACGUGGCAAGCGGAGAACUUAGUGGUUACGGCAAAAUGUAUAACGAACAUACCAACCAACUUAUCUACGAGGGUAUGUGGGCCAACAAUGUGCCGGAGGGUCAGGGCAUUCGGUCGUUGCCUAAUGGCGACAGGUAUGUGGGUGCGUUCCUUGGUGGUCGUCCGAACGGCCGUGGUACGCUUUACUUCCACGACGGUCGGUCAUACGAAAGCAACUGGCUGAAGGGGCGGCCGCACGGCGAAGGUCGGUACACGGAUGAAGACAAGCAUGUUCACGUUCUUAACUACGAAGGUGGCGAGCCCGUAGUGCCCAAAAAGGGCGCCUGCCGAGGCGCCCCUGCCGAAGUCAUGACGGUCGACUUCUCUGACAUGAACAUGGGCGGACACCACUAUGCCUACUGGCGGGGCGCUUGCAAGGUUAACCCCGACUGGCUGCUUGUGGUGUUGCAGCCCACAAUCGGUAUGUGGCAGUACCACGUCGACCACAAGGGAAGCCAACUCACCGACCUGCAAGACUAUGUCGAGCAGCAAGACGGGAAAGUUGCGGAGCAGCAACCUGCGGCGCCGCAGCAGCUCAACGCAGGCGCGCCCCCGGCCCAGCGACCGUUCAUGCAGAAGUUCUGCGAGACGGCAGUGGAGAUUGACGUGAAGUACGCAAAGGGGCUGCCCAACAACAAGUUGUUGGGCAGCGCUAAGGCAACGGUUUACGUGCUUUGGGGCCAGCGCAGCUUGAAGACGGUGAGUCGAAAGGUCCACGAUGGCGCGGCGGAAUGGAAUGACCUGAAGCUAUUUACGGAAGACACGGCCUUCCAGAAUAUCGGUUUUGCCAUGUUUGAUGAGGACUCCAAAGGCACACCUAUUGGCUUUGGUACCUUUGACAUAAUGGGCUUCCUGAUCGAGUCCAUGGACAAACCACACGCAGCAAGAGCCUAUGACAUCCCUCUUGUUGGCACCGAUGGGGCAGAUGCAGGAGUUCUCAGCAUUCGCAUUUCUGCCAAAGAACGAAACCCUGACGACCUUAAGACGCGCCAUGAAGACGCUCCUAUCUAUUACGACCAAUUCCCGGUCACCAUCGUUGAGGCACUGAAGGAACAAGCAAACGUUGAUCACCUCAUGGUGUCCACCUAA